GUUCUGGUCGAAGGAAAGGAGGAAGGCUCCCAGUCCAGAUCAUGUAGGCAGAGAGUCAGGAGUCAGAACUCAGGACAGGACAGGAGAGGAAACUUUGCUUUUGUGGGUGCAACUUCCAAAUGACUUUUUCUUUCUCUGGAUUAACCAAAUUAACCCCCCAGGAGGAGAUUUAAUAAAAAACAAAGACCUAAUGCACAUGUGGGAAGGUUGGAUUGGGAUUGUCUCGCGCGCAGUUUCCGGAUCUUUACUGCUCUAGUGGAAUUUUUUUUCUUCACUAUUUCUUCCUCUUGUUUUCUUUUUCUCCCUGAAACCUGUUUCUUGUGAUUGAUCCAUUGGUUUUCUUCCACGGGAUGAAAACAGACACACAAGGCUGAAGCGUCUGUGUUUGCACGCUGAAGGAGUCGAGCGCCGCAGCUCGAGUUCAACACGGCCACUUCCUGAUGAUGACAGUAAACAUGGAUGACGGUCUUCACAAUGGACCCGGACAACACAGAAACAUGCAAGAUGAUGAGGAGGCUCUUAACUCUAUCAUGCAGGACCUGGCAGCCCUGCGCUGCUGUUACCAGCUCAACAGCAGCACCAGCCACAAACCCAAGAGCAGGACCUCCAGCUACAGACAGGAUUUGCGCGUGAAGCUGGAGCAUGAGCGAGAGAAACGGAUCAUUCCUUUCCAGAGGCCGCUGAAGUUCAGAGAGCUUCUGCAGAAAGUCACGGAGGCCUUUGGUCAGCACAUGGACCUUUACUGCACUGACAGAGAGACGCUCGUAGCUCUAAAGUGUCAGGAGGAUUUGGACCGAGCCGUGUCGAGUUUGAGCUCCGGUUCAGGAACAAAGGGUGUGCUGAGAAUUGUGCUGAAAACCCCUACUAACAACCACUUCCUGCAGGUGAACAGCAGAGAUAAGCAGAGUGAGAUGAGGUCGUCUCGGUCUUUGGGAGACCUGAAAGGUUCUUUGCUCAAAGGAUCCGAACGAGUGCGCAAACACUCCACAGGCUCUCUGCACACUGGGAGGAGUUCCCCACCGCCGGGCAGCGUGCCCGAGGAGCAGCAGCAGAUUGCACGCCAGGGCUCCUACACCAGCAUCCAUAGCGAGGGAGAGUUUAUCCCUGAGACGCCAGAUCCCAACGUCAUGGACCCUUUCGGAAGUGCCGAUGGUUCGCUUUCUAGCAGCUGCCAGUCUCUGGACCAAGCUCUGGACAGUCCUCCGUUCUCCCAGAACAACCGCGACAACAAUUACCUGAACCUCAACUACGACUAUAAAGGCCGACACGGGAAGCACGGGACUUUCCCAAGGCAGUUCCACUUAACCAAUCGCAGCAAGGACUACGGUGACGGUCGUAGCACAUUCCCACGCAGCUUCAUGCCACAGGAGAACCUGUUCCAGCUGGUGCCAUCGAGCCGCACACGCAGCUACAACGGAGACAGCACGCUGCCGUACAGUGGAGACCUGCACUCGCUCGGCUGGAGCGAAAAAAGCAGCCAGCGCAGUACUGCUAAAUCGCCGCGGGCACCAGUGAACUGGCGUCAAGGGAAGCUGUUGGGGCGUGGAGCCUUCGGCGAGGUUUACCUCUGCUAUGACGCUGACACGGGUCGAGAGCUUGCUGUUAAGCAGGUGCCCUUUGACCCUGAUUGUCAGGAGACCAGCAAGGAAGUGAACGCACUUGAAUGCGAGAUCCAGCUGCUGAAGAAUCUCCGUCACGAGCGCAUUGUGCAGUACUACGGCUGCCUGCGUGACCCCGACCAGAGGAAGCUGUCCAUCUUUGUAGAGUUCAUGCCAGGGGGCUCGAUAAAAGACCAGCUAAAGGCGUACGGUGCUCUGACCGAGAAGGUGACACGCAGAUACACCAGACAGAUCCUGCAGGGAGUCUUCUACCUCCAUAGCAACAUGAUCGUCCACCGAGAUAUCAAAGGUGCUAACAUUCUGAGGGAUUCCUCCGGAAACGUGAAGCUGGGAGACUUCGGCGCCAGUAAACGCAUUCAGACCAUCUGCAUGUCAGGCACAGGCAUUAAAUCAGUCACUGGCACCCCCUACUGGAUGAGUCCUGAGGUGAUCAACGGAGAAGGUUAUGGGCGCAAAGCUGACGUUUGGAGUGUAGCUUGCACGGUGGUGGAGAUGCUCACCCAGAAGCCACCAUGGGCCGAAUACGAAGCGAUGGCGGCCAUCUUUAAAAUCGCCACUCAGCCUACGAAGCCCAACCUGCCUGAGGGCGUAUCGGACGCAUGCCGGGAUUUCCUACGCCAGGUCUUCGUGGAGGAGAAAUGGCGUCCCACUGCAGAGGUGCUGCUCAGCCAUCCGUUCGUCCAGGGCGGCUUCUGAUGCAGUCCGGAGCCUGAAAUGCCCGGAGAUGCCCCCUGUGCUAGUCCACUUCUGCCCACUAACGAUCACCACUCUGCCUUGGUCCGGGGGAAACUGGCGCGUGUUCCAGCGCACACAGAACAAAGCAGACUCCUCAGCAAGGGCUGUGAAUCUCACAGUGUGACAUUCCCACUACACACACACACACACACCCAUAUACAGCAGGCAUAGCACUAAGAGGCUGUUGUUUACAAUGACAUUCAAACACAUAAAUAGUGACCGGUCUAAUUGGUUUUGCACAAAAAAGUACACAAGAGGAAGGUUUAGAGCUUGGAUUAGAUUUUAUUUCUCUUAGGCCAAGAUCAUUACGUUUCAUCGUUACACCAUGUAAGAAUGAGGUUUAUCAGGACCACUAGUCUCAUACUAAUUCAUUACUGAUGGUGGCUGGAAGGUUGAGAGUCCAAAUCCCAGAGAGCCAUGACUCCGCCAUUAACCAAGACCCUCAGUUUACUCAGAUCUACACUCAGAUUGGAUUAAUAACCGAUAAAGUUAAAGGAACACCUUAGUUUUUUUUUUUUUUAAGCAUAAUCUCUCCAUCUGUAGCGUAUACUGUAUGUGAUUACUACAAACAAGAACUUAACGCCUAUUCAGAUUGGUUUACACUUACAUGGGGAUAAUAUAAUUAUUACCGGGGUAUGUUUGGGAUUUUAGUCGUGUCUGAAUCCGACGCUGGAUUUAUGCGUUCAGAAAGAACACGCUGUAUUUUAGCUUCUAUAAAAUGACCAGGAGAAAGAACCCCAGGUAAUAUAUUCUGUCUGAAUCGAUAUGCAAGUCCAUUAUAUCCAUCAUGUGGGAAGAUCAUCAUGUGCCACGCCCCCUACAACAUGCGCUUAUAAGGAUAGCACUCCCACACGUGGAUUUUUUUUUUUUUUAAUGCGAUAGUCAUGUGUACAUUUAUGAUUUAUUAUCUCCAUAGGAACUACCGAACGGCGGGGGGACCUAAUCCCAUCCGAACAGUACUUCAGAGACAUUUCCCUGUACUGACCAGAGAAAAGAAAAACUGUUCACUCCAAACUCGUAUUAAUGGAAGCCUGAGCGAGGUUGUUGAGUUCCACAAAUAUGUUUAAAAUAUGAACUCUCCAGUCAUCUCGAUAAUUAUUGGCACCCUUUGGUAAAGAUGGGUAAAACGGGUGGUUAUGAAAAAAAUGUUAUGUCCUCUUUGUGGUUAUGUCAUCUCACAAACACACAUGCAUGACAGAAAUCUAAGCUUUACUUGACGUACAUUUAUUCUAAGGAAAUAAAACCCUUAUCAAAAUGUAUUUUAGGUCAUUUUAAUUAUUGGCACCCAUAGAAAUUCUGAAGGUUGCGAACAUGACGUAAAUGAAGCGUGUUCGUAUUUAUAUUCAAUUGUGUAGCGCGAGACAGUAAGAAGCAAUUCCAGGUUAUUGUGUAACCGUAAAAUAACAGAUUUAUUGGUUGAAUUUAGUAUGUUUUUAGAUUUCCAUUAGAAGUGAGUUCUGAGAAAAUAGUUGCUCUGGUGGGUGGGUUUUUUUUUUUUCCCCCUCCUCAGUAACAAGUAACAUGUCAUUUGAGGUAAUCACUCUCUCUCUCACACACACACACACACACACACUACAGUGGUAAUACAUCGAGAUUACAUUGAAAAAUAAUGGAGUACCUUAUACUCCAUUACUCCAAAAUAAUACGUUGAGUUUGCAGAAGUCAAAUAUCGUGAAUAAGAGUUAAUUUUUGGCUCCCGGCCAUGAAAUACGGCUUGGUAGAAAUGCAACCGAAUAAAUGUUUACUGUCUUUAAUAUCUCCAAAACCACUCCCAAACCCCUGGGGUGCAAUUUGUUCAUAAUGAAUUUAGUGCCGUUGAUCAGAGUCCACACCAGCGGCCUGGAGCGAAUCGAUACUGUAAGAUACUCUUUGAGUAAUUUCUCUUAAGCUCACUGUGUGAUGGUUAGAAUCUAACCAAGGGAAAAAGAAAAAAAAAUAACACAGAGCCGCACUUGUACGACCACCAGAGUGGUGAAUCCAGAGGAACAGACGUGCGUUUCUUCCAUCAUGCGAGUCCACACUGUGCUUUCAGCUAACCAUCGUCAUGGAUGAUUAUUAUUUUUUUUAACAUAUGACGUUAAUAGCUUGUUCAGUUAUUCGGCGUUUGGAAACACUCGCAUUACAGUCGCUGUACGUGGUUGUGCAUUUUGACAUGCAGGAUAAUCAGUUAAGGACUAAAGAAACUUAUUUUUAUAAUAUAAAUGUGUGUCAGCAGUCUUUUUUUUUUUAAAUCCUGGUCUUUGUAUUAUUUUAAAAGAAUGCUUACUGCAUCUAAGCAAUAGUACUGAGGGAUGCUAUAGUGUGACUGAAUCAUCAACUUAUCAAUCAUUCCUCCUAAGUUCAGUCAUUUAUUCAGACCUAAGUGUAUUCUUAGUGUCAGAAACAACCAAAGAGCACAUUUGCAUACAGUAUGCAGCUAUACCUGAAGGUUAGGUCUGGAUUGUUUUGUUGUUGUUUUUUUUAAAAUAAUUAUUACAAUUAGGGGUGUGAUUGUACUGCUGUGGUGCAGGAUGUCACCUGGUUUUCAGUUUUACACCAAAUUAUCAUUGGCAUUAUGCAUUACGCAUGAAAUGUAUCCAAAUCCGUUCCCUGAAAAUGCUGAAAAAUACUUGCUUGAAACUUGAUUUCACAAUCUGUUCUGAAAUGCUUGGACCCCUAAAUCACUGCUUGCAGCUAUAUUUUUAUCCGAGCGCCAUUGUGGCAGUGUUAGGACAUUUAAAGUCAUAAUUAGUGACUAAUGUCUCAAAAACCAUUUAUAAUGGUUUCCGCAAUGAGCAUAUCAUAAUUAUUCACACCCUUUCACCCAUAGGAAAUGUGGUAUUAUUAAGAAACUUUGAGCUGAUUUUUUAUUUUUUUUUUAAAGAAAGGCUUGACAUCCUUCAGUGAAGACUCAAUCAUCAGUGUUUUGUAGGACUCGGAAAGAUGCGUCACUGAUUUGUCACUGCAGUUUUUUUGUUUUUCUAUACAGAAACAUGUCCUCCAGUCUAUUGAUCACCGUGACCUGUGCCUUCUCCAUAGGAGCUGUUCUUUUUUUUUUUCUUUCUUUCUUAUGUUUUUACGGAAAUGACCACAGUUGUCUUUAAUGGUGCGUUCACUUGUCCUUGUUAAAGACCAUGAGUGAUGCUGUAUUUUUGACAUACAGACUUACUAAGGUGAUAAAGAUUGUAUUGUAAGUACAGAGCUUAUAGGAAGCUAGACACCUUUUGAAAAUCAUAAACUGAUGUUGAGACCAAUCUUGAAACAUUUUCCAUUGGGAAUGAAUUCUAAAAUUGAAAGCAGUGCUGCCUGUGAAGUGAAUUAUAAUUGCAAGGAAACAAUGGCAAGACUUCGUUUCAUCCCCUAACCAACCCUCACCCCUUUGCUGAAACUAUAUACACACCUAUUAGGUUUUCUUUAUCUAUAUAAACUUCUUAAGUAAUAGUGGUGGAUCUGAGAUGAUCGUGGUUUUUUUUGUUUUGUUUUUUGGCUGGGGCCGGGGCUAAGGCCAGAAAUAUCCUGGCUGGAAAAAUGUAAACUUAAACUGAAGCUAGCCAAAUCCACUACAUAGGAAUAUCAGACAUUUUGUCUAAAGUAUCUCUGAAAUUGACUGAUUAUUACAGAUGUACAGUAGGUGCACUUGUAAAAAUGACAAAUUAUAUUUAGUUUUAAAAAAUUAUGCAAGUAAUUAAUAAUGUACCAAGACAGGUAUGAAACACCUGAUACACUCCUACAAUCUGUUGUACAGUAUCACCAGUAAGGAAGAGACCAGAAAGAAGACAAAUAUCUAUGCGUUUGAGGGUUGAUUUAGAAAAGUGUUAAAGUUCUGUCACUUAAACCAUUGAACCGAGUGCCAGAUCAGUAACUCUGAACCAAACCUACUAAAAAGGUGUCUACGUUUUCUGUAAGCACUGUACAGAUUGUACUGCACUUUUUACAAGAUGUUUUAUUGUAUUCCAAAUACUUUAGUCAUGAUAUUACCGAAACUUUGUAGAGCUGGAUUUUUUUUUUCUGAGUAAAUGAAGAAAUGACCUCUGAGGUUUUUGAAGGAGGCUAGGAAUUAAAAAAAAAUUCUUUAUUGCCUUUAUGAUAAAACCAGAACACAUUUAUUCUGAAAGUGAUUUUGUACAUUGGAAUAAAUAAAGGAA
Messenger RNA from Neoarius graeffei (lesser salmon catfish), 6478 nucleotides. It is a transcript of the gene map3k22, whose product is annotated as mitogen-activated protein kinase kinase kinase 22. Gene Ontology annotation, biological process: protein phosphorylation. The transcript is spliced from 18 exons. Bases 441 to 2315 code for a protein of 624 amino acids. NCBI's taxonomy places the organism in Eukaryota, Metazoa, Chordata, Actinopteri, Siluriformes, Ariidae. The record is from RefSeq and is a predicted model, not a curated record. Gene Ontology annotation, molecular function: ATP binding; protein kinase activity; protein binding.